Mesoplodon densirostris (Blainville's beaked whale) is the source of this 3263-nucleotide messenger RNA. RefSeq names its product toll like receptor 7 (gene TLR7). The transcript is spliced from 2 exons. Gene Ontology annotation, biological process: positive regulation of interleukin-6 production; toll-like receptor signaling pathway; canonical NF-kappaB signal transduction. Lineage: Eukaryota; Metazoa; Chordata; Mammalia; Artiodactyla; Ziphiidae. Gene Ontology annotation, molecular function: pattern recognition receptor activity; protein binding. The record is from RefSeq and is a predicted model, not a curated record. Gene Ontology annotation, cellular component: plasma membrane. Bases 23 to 3163 code for a protein of 1046 amino acids.
UCCAGGAUGUGAGGUGUUUCCAAUGUGGACCUCGAAGAGACAAUUUCUCAUCCUGUUUAACAUGAUCCUAAUUUCCGAACUCCUUGGGGCUAGGUGGUUUCCUAAGACUCUGCCCUGUGAUGUCACUCUGGAUGCUCCAAACGCCCAUGUGAUCGUGGACUGCACAGACAAGCAUUUGACAGAAAUUCCUGGAGGUAUUCCCACCAAUGCCACCAACCUCACCCUCACCAUUAACCAUAUAGCGGGUAUCUCUCCAGCGUCCUUCUACCGGCUGGACCAUCUGGUAGAGAUCGAUUUCAGAUGCAACUGUGUACCUGUUCGACCGGGGCCAAAAGACAAUGUGUGCACCAGAAGGCUGCAGAUUGAACCCAGCAGCUUUAGUAAACUCACUUAUUUAAAAUCUCUUUACCUGGAUGGAAACCAGCUUCUAGAAAUACCUCAGGAUCUUCCUCCCAGCUUACAGCUGCUGAGCCUUGAGGCCAACAACAUCUUUUCGAUCAUGAAAGAGAAUCUAACAGAACUGGCCAACCUAGAAAUACUCUACCUGGGCCAAAACUGUUACUAUCGCAAUCCUUGUAAUGUUUCGUUUUCCAUUGAAAAAGAUGCUUUCCUAAAUAUGACAAAUUUAAAAUUGCUCUCCCUAAAAGAUAACAAUAUCUCAGCUGUCCCCACUAUUUUGCCACCUACUUUAACUGAACUCUAUCUUUAUAACAACAUCAUUGCAAAGAUCCAAGAAGAUGAUUUUAAUAACCUCAAUCGACUGCAAGUUCUUGACCUAAGUGGAAAUUGCCCUCGUUGUUAUAAUGCUCCAUUUCCUUGUACACCCUGUGAAAAUAAUUCUCCCCUACAGAUCGACCUAAAUGCUUUUGAUGCAUUGACAGAAUUACAAGUUUUACGUCUACACAGUAACUCUCUUCAGUAUGUGCCCCAAAGAUGGUUUAAAAACGUUAACAAACUUAAAACACUAGAUCUUUCCCAAAACUUCUUGGCCAAAGAAAUUGGCGAUGCCAAAUUUUUGCAUCUUCUCCACAACCUUGUCCAAUUGGAUCUGUCUUUCAAUUAUGAACUUCAGGUCUAUCAUGCAUUUAUGAAUCUGUCAGAUGCAUUUUCUUCACUGAAAAACUUGAAAGUUUUGCGGAUCAAAGGCUAUGUCUUUAAAGAGCUGAGAAGUUCAUACCUCUCCCCAUUACAUAAUCUUUCCAAUCUUGAAGUUCUUGAUCUUGGCACUAACUUUAUAAAAAUUGCUGACCUCAGCAUAUUUAAACAGUUUAAAACAUUGAAAUUCAUAGAUCUCUCAGUGAAUAAAAUAUCACCUUCAGGAGAUUCAAGUGAAGAUGGCUUCUGCUCUAACAUGAGAACUUCUGUAGAAGGUCAUGGGCCCCAGGUCUUUGAAGCAUUACAUUAUUUCAGGUAUGAUGAAUUUGCAAGGAGUUGCAGGUCCAAAAACAAAGAGCCUCCUUCUCUCUUGCCUCUUAAUGAAGAUUGUUACAAGUAUGGGCCGACCUUGGACCUAAGUGGAAAUAAUAUAUUUUUUAUCAAGUCUUCUGAGUUUCAGUAUCUUUCUUUCCUCAAAUGCCUAAACUUAUCGGGAAAUACCAUUAGCCAAACGCUUAACGGUAGUGAAUUUCAGCCUUUAGUGGAGUUGAAAUAUUUGGACUUCUCUAACAAUCGGCUUGAUUUACUCUACUCAACAGCUUUUGAGGAGCUACGCAACCUGGAAGUCCUAGAUAUAAGUAGUAACAGCCAUUAUUUUCAAUCAGAAGGAAUAACUCACAUGCUAAACUUUACCAAGAACCUAAAGGUUCUGAAGAAACUGAUGAUGAACAACAAUGACAUCGCUACCUCCACCAGCAGGACCAUGGAGAGCGAAUCUCUUAAAAUUCUGGAAUUCAGAGGAAAUCAUUUGGAUAUUUUAUGGAGAGAUGGUGAUAACAGAUACUUAAAACUCUUUGAGAAUCUGCUGAACUUGGAGGAAUUAGACAUCUCUGAAAAUUCCCUGAGCUUCUUACCUAGUGGAGUUUUUGAUGGUAUGCCUCCAAAUCUGAAGACUCUCUCCUUGGCCAACAAUAAGCUCAAGUCUUUCAACUGGGGAGGACUCCAGCAUCUGAGGAAUCUAGAAACGUUGGACCUCAGCUACAACCAACUGAAGACUGUCCCUAGGAGAUUAUCCAACUGUUCCCACAGCCUCAAGAAACUCAUACUUAAGAACAAUCAAAUCAGGCACCUGACAAAGUAUUUUCUACAAGAUGCUUUCCAGUUACGACAUCUGGACCUGAGCUCAAAUAAAAUCCAGGUUAUCCAAAAGACUAGUUUUCCAGAAAACGUCCUCAACAAUCUGGACAUUUUGUUUUUGCAUCACAAUCGGUUUCUGUGCAACUGUGAUGCUGUGUGGUUUGUCUGGUGGGUUAACCAUACAGAGGUGACGAUUCCUUACUUGGCCACAGAUGUGACUUGUAUGGGACCAGGAGCACACAAGGGCCAGAGUGUAGUGUCUCUGGAUCUAUAUACCUGUGAGUUAGAUCUGACUAACUUCGUCCUGUUCUCACUUUCCAUAUCGGCAGCUCUCUUUCUGAUGGUGAUCACAACAGCAAACCAUCUCUACUUCUGGGAUGUGUGGUAUAGUUACCAUUUCUGUAAGGCCAAAAUAAAGGGGUAUCGACGUCUGAUACCACCGAAUUCUUGCUAUGAUGCUUUUAUUGUGUAUGACACUAAAGACCCAGCAGUGACAGAGUGGGUUUUGGAUGAGCUGGUGGCCAAAUUGGAAGACCCAAGAGAGAAAUGUUUUAAUUUAUGUCUCGAGGAAAGGGACUGGUUACCAGGGCAGCCUGUUCUGGAAAAUCUUUCCCAGAGCAUACAGCUUAGCAAAAAGACAGUGUUUGUCAUGACAGACAAGUAUGCAAAGACUGAGAAUUUUAAGAUAGCAUUUUACUUGUCCCAUCAGAGGCUCAUGGAUGAAAAAGUGGACGUAAUUAUCUUGAUAUUCCUUGAGAAGCCCCUUCAGAAGUCCAAGUUUCUCCAGCUCCGGAAGAGGCUCUGUGGGAGUUCUGUCCUUGAGUGGCCAACAAACCCACAGGCUCAUCCGUACUUCUGGCAGUGUCUGAAAAACGCCCUGGCCACAGACAAUCACGUGACAUACAGUCAGGUGUUCAAAGAGACAGCCUAGCCCUUCUUUGCAAAAUGUGACUGCCUAACUUACCAAGGAGAGGCUCGGCUGCCUAGAUUGGCUCAUCCCUGUCCCACCAAAAGAGUGUUUUAAAGUUUUC